GGCUAAAGGAUACGGGGCGGACUCUUGUUGCCAUUGGUUCAAAGCUCGAAGAGUUAGGAGAGGAAGCGGAAGGAAGCCGCGAAGAUCAGCUGGUGGCGGGAUGGAGGCGGUGGCUGAGCCCGGGAACCUGGCCGGCGUGCGAAAUAUCAUCCUUGUCCUCUCUGGAAAGGGGGGCGUUGGGAAAAGUACCAUCUCCACGGAGUUGGCCCUGGCGCUGCGCCACCAGGGCAAGAAGGUGGGGAUCUUAGAUGUAGACCUAUGCGGUCCCAGCAUCCCACGCAUGCUCCGUGCACAAGGCAAGGCAGUGCACCAGUGUGACCAGGGCUGGGUGCCUGUCUUUGUGGAUCAGGAGAAGACCAUCUCCCUCAUGUCUGUGGGCUUCCUGCUGGAAAACCCGGAUGAGGCAGUGGUGUGGAGAGGUCCCAAGAAACAUGCACUGAUAAAGCAGUUUGUGUCUGACGUGGCCUGGGGGGAGCUGGACUAUCUGGUUGUGGACACACCACCAGGGACUUCUGAUGAGCACAUGGCCACUGUGGAAGCCCUGCGCCCCUAUAGGCCCCUGGGAGCCCUCGUGGUCACCACACCACAGGCAGUGUCUGUUGGGGAUGUGAGGCGGGAGCUGACUUUCUGUAGGAAGACUGGACUGCAGGUCAUAGGGGUCAUAGAGAACAUGAGCGGCUUCGCCUGCCCACACUGCGCUGAGUGCACCAAUGUCUUCUCCAGGGGCGGUGGAGAGGAACUGGCCCAGCUGGCAGGAGUCCCCUUUUUAGGCUCUGUUCCGCUAGAUCCCCAGCUUACCAGGAGCCUGGAGGAGGGCUGUGACUUCAUCCAGGAGUUUCCCAAGAGCACUGCGUAUUCUGCACUCAUUUCCAUAGCCCAGAAAGUUCUGCACAGGAUGCCUGCUCUGCUCUCCUGACAGAGAGCCUCCAGGUGCUGUGUGCUCUGUUACAGCCUAUAGGAACUCUGGGAGCAGAGGUCCUCAGGACUGUAGUGGGACCUGCUGCAGUUGCUGGCCAGAGCAAUGGCUGUUCUAUGUGAUUACCUCCACGCAGAGAUCUUCCUGCAGGCCCAGUGACAUUUUCCAGUGGUGACAUUUCCCACUAGUCUGUAGCUGAGGGGAUGGCUUGGGCUCUAGUUUCUUGAGAUAAUUGCAGCCUUUGCCUCCAGCCUAUGGGCUUUGUCCAGCCCUAUUCCCUUCUGCCCCAGAUCCACAGGCUGCUCAGACAGCCACACCAUAUACAAGCUGGACAAUACUUUCUCAUCCUGUAUGACUUUGAGUGCGCACAAGGGCUGUACUUUGGAGCUGUCUAUAAUACACCGUGUGGUUUACAGGCACAUCUGGUAAUACAGGAAUCUGCCAUUAAACGUACCACCCCACCUUGUGAAGAACCCAGCAUCCAGACCCCUCUGUCCUCAGUGAGAUGGCUUUUGCUACACUGUAAGGCUGGAACAAACAAUAUCAGUAAUGAUAUAAAGGGGAGGGGCCUGAA
This is a messenger RNA of Cricetulus griseus (Chinese hamster), 1490 nucleotides long. NCBI's taxonomy places the organism in Eukaryota, Metazoa, Chordata, Mammalia, Rodentia, Cricetidae. The record is from RefSeq and is a predicted model, not a curated record.